Colletotrichum karsti is the source of this 1152-nucleotide messenger RNA. RefSeq names its product SPFH domain/Band 7 family protein. The transcript is spliced from 2 exons. Gene Ontology annotation, cellular component: membrane. The record is from RefSeq and is a predicted model, not a curated record. NCBI's taxonomy places the organism in Eukaryota, Fungi, Ascomycota, Sordariomycetes, Glomerellales, Glomerellaceae. The coding region runs from base 1 to 1152 and encodes 383 amino acids.
AUGGCUUCGGCGGUAACCAAGGCGGCCCUCUCCCCGCCUCUGCGGAGGGCAUUCACUCAGUCGCGCAGCUUCCAGACGAGCACCAAGAGCCUGCUCCCAUCAAGCUUUGGCAUCGGUUCCAGCAUUCCUCCAUCCUACUUCCAGAAGCCUUCUCUCCCCGCCAAUACCGUGAUCCGCUUCGUCCCUCAGCAGACAGCAUGGAUCGUCGAGCGCAUGGGAAAGUUUAACCGCAUUCUCGACCCUGGUCUUGCUAUUCUCGUUCCUUUUAUCGACCGUAUCUCCUACGUCAAGUCGCUCAAGGAAGUCGCCAUUGAGAUUCCGAGCCAGAGCGCCAUUACGGCCGACAACGUUACCCUCGAGUUGGAUGGUGUUCUCUACACACGCGUCUUCGACGCUUACAAGGCUAGCUAUGGCGUCGAGGAUGCCGAAUACGCCAUUUCCCAGCUGGCGCAGACCACGAUGCGAUCCGAAAUCGGCCAACUGACCCUCGACCACGUCCUCAAGGAGCGCGCCGCUCUCAACACCAACAUCACCGCUGCCAUCAACGAGGCUGCCCAGGCUUGGGGCGUCACCUGCCUGCGAUACGAGAUCCGUGAUAUCCACGCCCCGGCCGGUGUCGUUGAAGCCAUGCACCGACAGGUCACUGCCGAGCGAUCGAAGCGAGCCGAGAUUCUGGAUUCCGAAGGACAGCGCCAGUCAGCCAUCAACAUUGCCGAGGGUAAGAAGCAGAGCGUUAUUCUUGCGUCCGAGGCCUUGCGCGCCGAGCAGAUCAACAUGGCGUCUGGUGAAGCUGAGGCUAUCCGCAUGAAGGCCAUGGCUACUGCUGCUGGCAUUGACGCCAUUGCGAAGAGCAUCGCCGAGGGCGAGGACGCGGCUAAGGGUGCCGUCAGCUUAUCCGUCGCCGAGAAGUACGUGGACGCCUUUGCCAAGUUGGCCAAGGAGAGUACGGCUGUGGUCGUCCCCGGCAACGUGGGUGAUAUCGGCGGCAUGAUCGCCACAGGUCUGAGUGUCUACGGCAAGGUCGGCGAGGCGCAAGCCAAGACGAUGGCGAAGCAGAUUGUCAACAACGAAGAGGCCAGCGAGAGCGAUGAGGACAAGCCUCUGAAGGAGACUGUCUUGGAGAGCUUUGACGAAGCGGCGGGAAAGAGAUGA